CUUCCUCGUACGUAUCAGCUGUAACACCACCGGAGAGCCCGCCGCCGAUGAACGCAAUCUACGCCAACGGCCGUCCAAUUUACACCACUGAUUCCCCUCAUCUUCCUCAUCUCGUCUAUCUACUUCUUUUCCCUCGAAUCAACGUCGAUGUUGUCGAAUCUUCCACCAAAGAUUCUCCGGCCAAGACGUCGACUCACCUAAACCGGCCCAAAUUCACACCACACCAUCCCUGGACCCCCCUCAUCUCUAAUAUCUCACUAUUUUCUGUCAAAUACCACCGGAGCUGGGUGAAUUUUGGAUCCGAGACUCUAGCCAUUUUAUGCUGUUUGAAGGCUAUUUAAAAGACGAGUGACUUCGGGUUAGUAUCAAAGGUCUAUUGCCUAUGAAAUGGACCUGUAAUAUUAACUCGAAGUCAUUUUCGGAAUUUUUGAUUUGGAGACCAAAAUCAGUAAGCUUCCUUCCUUUCCUUUCUCAGCUUUUAGUUUAGUUCGUCGUCUUGUUUAGUUGCGAUUUCCAGUUUAGUUUAAGUUUAUACGUUUGUUCAGCAGAUUCUUGUUCUGAUUAAUUUUCAUUGUUGUUCUUUUAUUCAAACUCUGUUUUAAUUGUGGCUUUGUUAAUUAAUUGCUCAUUUGUUAAUUGGUCGUUAGUAUAAUUAGGCUUUCCCUUGUUCUAUUCAUGUGAAGUCGGAUUUGGGGUUGAUUUGGUUGAUUUCAGUUUAGGGUAGUUGUUAAUUGUUAAUUCAGUAUUAAUUCUAUAUUGGUGAUAAUUGGUGUAAUGUUUAGGAUAGGUUGUUUGGGUAUAGCUGAAAUCAUCUUCUUCAGUUAACUUUAGGUAGAAUUUAGUAAAGAGAAAUGGGUUGGGUUUAGUUAACUGUAGUUAGUAAUUUCAGGGGCAUUGAAGGGUUUUGUGGGUAUUUGGUAAUAGGAUAGAAUACUGUGGUUAAUGCUAGAACCUUCUAGAGUAGGGUCGUAGUUUCAAUAUCAGAAAGUUGAGUGUUUUCCUUGAAGCACAAGUUAAUAAUUUAGGGACUGAAAGUGGAAAUUGAAUAGGGACCUAAAGGGUAAUUUGAAAUCUGAGUGCACCUAUAAAAGGGCAUAGAAGCAGCCUUGUUGGGGUCUUCUUCUUCAGCCCCUGUUUAGCUCCAAAAACACUGACCAUUAUAUUUUUUAGAUCUGAAGUUUUUUUUUCUUUUACAUUCAAAACCAAAAUACAAAACCAAAAAUACAAAAAAAAAAUCUAAAUGUUACUGUUCCAUUAGUUGAUUGGGUGACUUUCAAAUUUCAGCUUUUAAUUUAGCAUUUCUCAGUCCAGAUUUAGGUUGUAAUGACUUGGUAGUUUCCUGGAUUCAAUUCUGUUGGUUUCGAGUUCAUUUGGAUCAGCUUGAACCCUUCAAUUGAUGCAGUGAUUGAGUAGUGUGCUAUUUGGUGUUGGGUGAAGCUAUUCUGUGUUUUACCACAUUGUUUGGUUUGGUUGUUUGCAAAUGGCUUUCGGUUUUAAUCUUCUCUGAGCUGCUGAAUUCUAUCACUGGAUAUUGUUGCUGCUUCACUUGCUACUGACUUUCUCUUCUACUUUACUUCUGUCCAAUCUCCAGAUUGUUAUGAGUUCUAGUUUAAAAGGGCCGACCCAGUUCAAUACCCACUUCGUGCGUGUCUGGGAAGGGAAUACUCUAGGCCUCCUUACCUCUGCAAAAUUCGAACCCACGACCUGACACUCCACGGCAAGCAAGGUAACUGAGCCAAGCUGGCCCUUCUUAUGAGUUCUAGUUUAAUUUUUCAUAAUCUGUCCAGGGAAUUUUUGAGCGAGCCAUAUGUUUGUUUGAGAAUCGAUUUGGGCGUUUGAGAUUUCAAUUUGAUGUAAUAGAUCAAAUGGAUCAAUUUUGUUUGGUCUGGUGAUUAGUUCUUUUUUUUUUGACGUGAAGAUUCAAUAAAAGAGUCAUUUGCUUUUGUUUUCAUUUUGGUUUCAUUCAGAAUCAUAUUCGUUAACCAUGCCUUUGUUUUCUUCAAUAAUUUAUGUGGAGAAUAGAUUUUGUUUGUUCUGAUUCAUACAAAUAGCCAUUAUUAAAAUUUGUACUAUUUCCAUUAAUUCACAUAUUUCAACAGUAUCGAUUUCGUAUCCUGCGUGCAUUGUUUAAGUUUGUCACUUUGAUUAUAUUGAUCAAUUCCUGUGGUUUUUCAUAUUUAGAAUUUGGAAUGCUUGAGGAAAUUUCAUUCUUUACCAAGUUUAUCAUGUUGAGGUGCGCUAUGCCAAAUAAAGUCCCAAAUGCAUGGCUCUCGCUUAAGAAUACGUACGGACCCCCCUAAACUUGGCAUGUUUUAACGUUUGUACACCUUAACUAUAUGAGAUUCUAAUUACCCCCCUAUGCUUGAUUUUUCGGAUUUUAUUACCCCCUUAACAUAGUAACCCUCUCUACCGUGUAUACACGCGCCGUGUACAUUUAACAGAUUGCUGAUCUGGCUGUACACGUCGGAUUAAUACGGGCAUCCAACAUAAAAGAUUCGACCCGCCUUGAAAAUUAACUCAUCUAAUUGAACACACCCCUUUUACCAUCGGUUCAUUUGCUCUCUAACAAAGAAAAAUUAGGGUUCCCUCCCAUCAUUAAUGGCAGAGACGAUUGUGGCUUCUUGAGCUCGGUUUUGUUAGUCGAUAGGAGUCUCCGUUGAGGUGCUGCUAAAAGCUACUGUGGAAGUGUUGUUUUACCACUGGGUAUCUUGAUUCUUGUCAAAACUUCGACUGUUUUCACUUUGAUUUUGAAGGUAUGUGUGCUUCUUUUUGUUAGGGUAAAUCCAGGGGUUUUUGACUGUUGCAUGCAUGCCGAGUUGUUGUUGUUUGUUAAUUUUUGGAGGACUUUCUUUUAUGUGUUUUGUUAACUUUUGGAGGUCUUUAUCGAUUACUGUUAUUUGUAAUAUUCUACAGUUAAUCGUACAAAGUUCUGUCUGAUGAGGUGUUUUUUCCUUGUUUCUUAUUGCUGUGUAGGGUCCCAUGGGUACUAAGUAUGUGAAUCUAAGAUGAAAAAUUGGUGGGAUGUUGGUGAGUGAGGUGGGACCUCUAUAUGUUGGGGGUAGGGUUCAACAUGUGACUAAUGUCGACUGUGACCACUUAUCAAUACCAGAAUUAGUUGAUUAUGCUAAGGAAUUUGGGAUUACAAAGUUAGGAAAAACUUUUAUUAUGAGUGCUAAGUGUGGCAAUUUGGUUGAAUUAACAAAAGAUAGGGAUUUAAUGGACCUUGCUAUGUUAUUAAACAAUGGGGACACAAUAGACAUUUUUGUCUCUUGUGACUCACAAUUUGAGGAGGUGGAUGCUAGUAGCCAAAUAAGCCAUGUGGGUGAUCCUUUUAAUGCAUCUUCUAGCACACAACAAGACAAUAGGGAAUCUGAUGUUCCCUGUGGUCCUUCUUUAAAUGCUACUGCUGCAAAUCCAGAUCUAGGGUUAUCUACUCCUUUGAAAACCAUAGUACAAGAGGAUUCACCUUUAGAUUGGACUUCCUCUUCAGAGGAAGAAGAAUCUGCUACUGCUGCUUCUCAUGGUCUUUCAAACAUUAGUCAACAAGUAGAACUAGCUGCUGCUGCUGCUGCUCCUCAACAAGAGGAUUCACCUAUAUAUUGGACUUCCUCCUCAGAGGAAGAAGAAUCUGUUGCUGCUACUGAUUCUCAGCAAGUAGAAUCAGCUGGAGAAGAGGAAGAAAUAGCAUCUGGACAUGAGUCUGAGAGGUCAUUUGAUUAUGGAAGUGAUGUCCAUGAAGAGUUGAGGGUUGUUAAAGAAGAUUUGAAGAAAUAUAGACAAAGGAAUAGGAGAAAAAUUAGGCUGAAAAAACCUGAUGGAUUUUUAGGUGAAGUUGGAGUUGAUGAAGGUUUUGAGAACAUAGAUCAGCCCAAAAAAAACAUGAGAGACAAACUAGGGGGUGAUGAUGAGCCUUACUAUGAUAGUUCAGAUCCAGAUAGCUUUGAAUCUGAAUCAGAUGUGGAAGGGGAGGGUCAUCCUGUAUCUGAUGAUGAUGUAGAUGAUAUGGGAAGUUUAAGGGGAAGGAAAAAAACAAAUAGAGUGGUUUAUGACCCUUCUGCCAAAAUUGUUAUUUGGCAAUUAGGGAUGGUAUUUGAGAAUGUGCAGGAAUUUAGAGAAGCAGUUACCAAGUAUGCUAUAAAGAAAGGUAUUCAGCUAGUUAAGGAUCCCAAUGAGCCCCAUAGAGUUAGAGUUAAAUGCAAAAAAGGCUGUCCUUGGUUGUUGUAUGCUAGUAGGGAAGGUAGGAGUACAAACUUCACAAUCAAGACUUACAAUCCAAGACACAAAUGCCAUAGAACCACUUACAACUAUAUGUGUAAUUCAAAAUAUGUGGCAAAGAAGUUCAAAGAUAGAAUUACCUCAUAGCCUAGAAUUAAAGGUUGGGAAC
Molecule: messenger RNA, 4384 nt
Organism: Nicotiana tabacum (common tobacco)
Lineage: Eukaryota; Viridiplantae; Streptophyta; Magnoliopsida; Solanales; Solanaceae
Source: RefSeq, a predicted model, not a curated record